This is a messenger RNA of Oreochromis niloticus (Nile tilapia), 1109 nucleotides long. Its product is annotated as glutathione synthetase-like. Gene Ontology annotation, molecular function: glutathione binding; glutathione synthase activity; ATP binding. Gene Ontology annotation, cellular component: cytosol. The record is from RefSeq and is a predicted model, not a curated record. The coding region runs from base 151 to 390 and encodes 79 amino acids. Lineage: Eukaryota; Metazoa; Chordata; Actinopteri; Cichliformes; Cichlidae. Gene Ontology annotation, biological process: glutathione biosynthetic process. The transcript is spliced from 4 exons.
CAGAAAGAACUGGCAGAGAGCAUUGGAAUAGAGGAGGAUGACACUGAAGACCGAGAGGUCCCUCCCACUGAGUGUGAGGAUGUGGCAGAUAUUGGUAGUCAUGAUGUGAAAGCAGAGCUUCCCUCCCACCUCAGCAUUACUAAGGAUGUUAUGGAGUGCUGCAUUCAUCUGCUGUCUGAUCCCAGCCUCAGGCUCCGACUCAAGAGCUGGGAUGCUCGUCUUCUGAUGGAGCGCUGUCGAGCUGUGAAGAGUCCAGAUAUCAGCGCUCACCUGGCUGGUACCAAGAAGGUUCAGCAAGUGCUCGCCAGACCUGGAGUCCUGGAGAGGUUCUUCCCGGACCAGCCUCAAGCUGUGCAGCAGAUCCGAGCGACAUUCGCUGACCUCUACUGAUGAUAAUACUUUUGAAAAUGGCAGUUUAAUUUAUUGGGCAAUUAUAAAAUCGUAUUUCUUAGGCUGGCUUUUAAGGAAGGAGAAAAGGUAUGUAUCAGUUGGCUGGGAAGAAAGAUGGAGGUGGAAAGGAUGUGCAAGCUAUGGGACAAAGUUGCUGAGACCAGGUUAAACAGAGGUGACGAUCAGUGAGCAGGAGUGUGGCUUCGUGCUGAAAAGAGCACAACAGAUUCUCUGGAGAGAAGGUGAAGGAAAGUCAGCUGAAGCAAGACAGUUUGUGGAGUUUGUGUUGGACUGUAUGUUAUGCUGGGAGCCUGGGGAUUAGUGGACUUUGAUUCCAAGUUAAUAUUAGCUAGUGUUUCUCACUGGUUUUUGGGCGGUGGAGUAAAAGGGAUUGGUUGGUGGCUGUUUCUAAUGUUAGCCUUUUCUUUGUUUUCUUACAGGCAGGGUAAAGACAUGGUGAUAAAUGAGUGUGUGGGCCAUCUGCUGAGGACCAAGAGCUCAGGACACUCAGACGGGGGCGUCGCAGCAGGAGUCACCGUGCUCGACAAUCCGCUGCUGUUCUGAGAUGUCCCACUCCUGCCUGCACAUAGAAACCACAGUGAAGUCAAAGUUCCACCUGCACCUCCACCUGUUCUUGUAAUAGUAUGAACACUGACAGAGAAUCUGCUGAUACUGAGUGGAAUCCAUGUGUCCCUCAACUUUGACAAGAUUCCCAGUCC